Molecule: messenger RNA, 321 nt
Organism: Colletotrichum fioriniae
Lineage: Eukaryota; Fungi; Ascomycota; Sordariomycetes; Glomerellales; Glomerellaceae
Source: RefSeq, a predicted model, not a curated record
AUGGCGGCCCCCAACGACCAAUUCUACCUCCGCUACUACGCUCUCAUCGUCGACGAGAUCAAGCGCAUCAUCAAGACGAGCGAGAUUCUGAAGGAAGAUGACUCAAAAUGGCCACAAAAGAACAAGGACGGGCGUCAGGAGCUGGAGAUUCGGUUGGGCAACGACCACAUCUCCUUUGAGACGGCCAAGAUCGGCUCACUGGUUGACGUGACAGAGUCUGCCGACCCUGAAGGCCUGCGCGUCUUCUACUACCUGGUGCAGGACUUGAAGGCGCUGGUGUUCAGCUUGAUUGCGCUGCACUUUAAGAUUAAGCCCAUUUAG